Messenger RNA from Gossypium arboreum, 2264 nucleotides. RefSeq names its product cysteine-rich receptor-like protein kinase 44. Gene Ontology annotation, molecular function: protein kinase activity; ATP binding. Gene Ontology annotation, biological process: protein phosphorylation. Lineage: Eukaryota; Viridiplantae; Streptophyta; Magnoliopsida; Malvales; Malvaceae. The coding region runs from base 170 to 2122 and encodes 650 amino acids. The transcript has 7 exons. The record is from RefSeq and is a predicted model, not a curated record.
UCGGAAGCCAAAAAAGUUGACUGUCUGACAUAUUCAACCUAGAUAGAUUAUAUAAAUUUUGGACAAACACGUCUAAGUAGUCCUUUAUAAAUGCUCAUAUGAAUUAGAAGCCUUUCUAAUAGGAUUUCCAGAGCUGUAUUGAAUUUCAUUACAUUAUUAGACUGAAAAGAUGGAAAUGGGAUCUUCAACACUGCUUUUCCUUUUAGCUCUUAGCCUUGUUUUCAACUUCAGUACCGCCCAGAACUCUAAUAAAUUGACGACUUCAAGUUGUUCAAACGGUAGAGGAAACUUCACCGCCGGCAGCACCUACGAGGCGAACCUCAACAACCUCCUCUCUUCAUUCUCCUCAAUCACUGCAAAUGAUUAUGGUUUCUACAAUCUGUCCGUCGGCCAAGAUCCCGAUACGGCUAACACGAUUGCGCUCUGUCGAGGAGAUGUGCAGCCUGAUGUUUGCCUUAGUUGUAUCAAUAACGCCACAAGUGAGAUCACGAGUGAAUGUCCCAAUAGGAAGGAAGCAGCCAUUUGGUAUGACUUUUGUAUGUUGCGUUAUUCUAAUCGUUCCAUCGUUGGUGUCAUGGACAGUAGCCUUGUUACGGGCCUGCUGAAUCCUUCUAAUGUUACGGAUGCGGACAGUUUCCGUGGAGCCUUGAACAAUUUGUUGGUCGACCUGAUGAAUAAGGCCUCAUCGGGUGAUUCUCUUCGCAAGUUUGCUACAGGGAAUGUAAUAGAUCCCGCGUUGCAACCAAUAUAUGCGCUGGAGCAGUGCACCCCUGAUUUAUCCCAGGAAGAUUGCACCACUUGCUUGGAGAGAGCUUUGCAGGAAAUCCCUGUAUGUUGUGGCGGAAAACGAGGAGGCCAAGUGAUUUUGACUAGCUGUUUUGUGAGGUUUGAGAUGGAACGUUUCUACGAUGAACCAGCAGUUUCGCCUCCCCCCGGCGAUAGUAACACAUCUCGAAUUAUAAUCGCUGUAGUUGUUCCAACAGCCAGUGUUGUGAUAAUUAUCAUCUGUAUCUACUUCGUUUUAAGAGCUAGGAAGACCAAGGAAACUGUUGAAACUUUGGACGAAGAAAUUAUCAACCCAGAGUCUUUACAAUUUGAUUUUGGCACCAUUAGAACUGCAACAAAUAACUUUAGUGAUGAAAAUAAGCUUGGGCAAGGUGGCUUUGGGUCUGUUUACAAGGGUAGGCUUUCCUUUGGACAAGACAUAGCUGUAAAAAGGUUAUCCAGGGAAUCUAAGCAAGGAGACUUAGAAUUCAAGAAUGAAGUCCUGUUGGUAGCCAAACUUCAGCACCGGAACUUAGUCAGGCUGCUCGGUUUUAGCCUCGAAACAACUGAAAGACUCCUUGUCUAUGAGUUUGUACCUAAUGCGAGCCUCGACCGGUUCAUAUUCGAUCCAAAAAGGAGGGAACAAUUGAAUUGGGAACAACGAUACAAAAUCAUAGGAGGAAUUGCUCGAGGACUCCUUUAUCUUCACGAAGAUUCUCGGCUUCGAAUUAUUCAUCGCGAUCUCAAAGCUAGUAAUGUUUUGCUAGACGCAGAUAUGAAUCCAAAAAUCGCAGAUUUCGGCAUGGCAAGAUUGUUUACUAUGGAUGAAACACAAGGCAAUACAAGUAGAAUUGUGGGAACCUACGGUUAUAUGGCUCCAGAAUAUGCAAUGCAUGGACAAUUCUCAGUCAAAUCCGAUGUAUUUAGCUUCGGAGUAUUGAUUCUGGAAAUUGUGACUGGUCGAAGAAACAAUUGUUUCAAAGAUAGAGAUAACAUAGAAGAUCUGUUAAGCUAUUCGUGGAAAAACUGGAGAGAAGGGACAACGGUGAAUCUCAUAGAUCCAGCUUUGAAGGUUUCUUCGUCAUCUGAAAUAACGAGAUGCAUACACAUUGGGUUACUUUGUGUUCAAGAAAACGUGGCGGACAGACCAACCAUGGCAUCGGUUGUCAUCAUGUUGAAUAGCAGCUCGCUGACACUUGCGAUGCCUUCAGAACCGGCAUUUUUCAUGCAUAGCUCCACUCAAUCAGAUCUCUCAUCCUCCUCGACAUAUAGUUCAAGGGUUACCGUUUCCAUUACUAGUCAUUCCAAUGACGAAGUUUUCCCCUUGGCCAAAAAUAGAGAGCCUUAUCUCCAGUAAAUGCUUUCAGUUUAUUUCAAUUGUUUACGAUUUUGUUCUGUUGUUUGACUUGUAUGCAUUAAUGAACAUGUUUCUUUAUCCUUAAAUAGAAACCCUUUUUAUAUGUUGGCUUGUCUUGGACAGUUUAAAGUUGAAUCAUAAU